AACCUCAAACCGCGGGACUCUUAUUCUGAAAGAACCAAGCGGAUAUACAGUUUGCAGCUUCCUGGAACUUUAAGAUGAAGUGGCGAGAUCCAGAUUUUAGAAUGUCUGUGUAAAGUCUAGCAGAACAAAGACGGAACCCCCGGCUCCGGGGCUGAAGGCGGGGGUCCGUCCGUGCUGGGUGGGGGCUCCGUGGACUGCAGUCGCGGAACCAAAGAUCCAUUUAAAAGCCGUUCGCCGUCGUUCUCGGCGCUGUUCUGUGUUCCCGACCAGCCCGCGGCUUCGACGUCUUUCCCGGAGGACAGCACGAGCCUGAAGACCUCGCGCGGUGUGGCUGUUGGUACGAUGACGGGUCAGGGAGGUGGUGGACGUGGCUGCAGCCCUGGAGGCUGAGGAACCAACCCAGUCCAGUCAGGAUGCACAUAGCAUCUGUGGGGGUCAGCAAGUUCUGCUUCCUGCUGUCGGUGGCGCUCUGCUGUCUCCUCCUCCUGCUCAUCCCGGCUCUCCAGCCGCCCGCUCGCCAGGUGGACCCGCCUCAGCCUCGACCCCGGGUCAGACCCCGCCCUGCUGGGGUCUCAGCAGGUGCUGGAAAAGGAGCUCCGCCCUCAAAGCUCAGUGGAGGUUCAGAGGAUGUACUCAUCAGGACCAAACUCCCCAAGAACAGAAAUGACAGUCCAAAGACGGGUCUGGGUCCUUUUUCCAGAUCCAGGCCGCUGGAUAAGUUGGAGCUGAAGGACAUUUUCAUUGCAGUAAAGACCACUAGGAAGUACCACAAGUCCAGACUGGAGCUGCUCAUCCACACCUGGGUGUCGCGAGCGAAGGAGCAGACCUUCAUCUUCACUGAUGGGGAGGACAAAGACCUGCAGCAGAGGACAGGAGUGAACCUCAUCAACACCAACUGCUCAGCCGCUCACACCCGCCAGGCUCUGUGCUGCAAGAUGUCAGUGGAAUACGACAAGUUCAUCGAGUCCCAGAGGAAGUGGUUCUGCCAUGUGGACGAUGACAACUACGUGAUCCUGCCCAGCCUGCUGCGCCUGCUGUCCUCCUACCACCACAGCCAGGACAUCUACCUGGGGCGGCCCAGCCUGGAUCAUACCAUCGAGGCUGCAGAGAGGGUGAAGAGUGACGGAUCGGUUUCCGUCAAGUUCUGGUUUGCCACAGGAGGGGCGGGGUUCUGCAUCAGCCGAGGGUUGGCCCUGAAAAUGAGCCCGUGGGCCAGUCUGGGGAAUUUCAUCAGCACGGCAGAGAAGAUCCGACUUCCAGAUGACUGCACCAUUGGUUACAUCAUAGAGGCUCUGCUGGAGGUCCGCCUGACGCACACGCACCUCUUCCAUUCUCACCUGGAGAACCUGCAGAAGCUACCUGUUGACACCGCGCUGGAUCAGGUGACUCUGAGUUAUGGAGGCUUUGAGAACAGAAGAAACGUGGUCAGCAUCGGAGGCUUCUCGCUGUCUGAGGACCCAACAAGGUUCCUGUCGGUCCACUGCCUCGUGUACCCAGAGACCGACUGGUGUCCAAAGCCCAAAGCUGGAGACAGGAAGUGAAGCUCAGCAGGACACAGAUACACGGAGAGGAGCCGCCCUCCUUCACCCAUCCCAGCUGUGACAGGAGGGAUGAAAGCAGACUGAUUCCUGAACAGAUGUGAUGCUAAACGUCUGGAUGAAGCUUUAGUUCCCACACUGAUCAGAGGUCAGGUACUCAUGACUCUGCUGGUGAUGAUGCUUUCCUCCUGGAUGCAGCAGCUCCGUGUGGAUGAUUCUUCUUGUCUAGAGAAGGAAGGGCCUCUUGAAUGUACCAAUGUUUCACAGCACCUGCAGACUGCAGUGCAGCAGCAAAAGCCAGAGUCCGUGCUAGAUUUAACUCCAAAGUUUGACACCUCAUUGAAGUUUGUCAACAGGCUUUAGACCUUUCCAUUUCUCUUCUUCCUUCUCAGAGAUGGUGUUUAAGGUGUUCCUUACAGGUUUUGAUGUGGAGUUUGACCACAACAAGGAGGAACCUGAGAUCCUGAGGACUGAAAAGAGCCGCAGUGUGGAGCAAAGACCAGAAAGCUGCUUUCAGAUCUCAGUGCGACUUGUUUGCAGAAGAUGACCAGCUUCCUUUAGUUGGAACGUUUCUUCUCCACAGUUCUGCUGCAGUCCAGAGGAGCUGAACUUCACAUGUCAGCAUCCGUGUCAGUGGUGGAGCUCUGCUCUGCAGUUACAGAUGACCAGGAGCUGCAGGCUGGAUCGUCUUCACAGCAGCAAACGCCUCAAAGUCCAGGCAGAAGCUGUGAGCACCGGAGCUGGUUCCACACUUGAUCUCCUGAAAGUCUCUUUAAAGUGAAAAGUCUCUUUAACCAUGGCACUGACAGCUAAUGUCAAAGUGAAAAUGAAGCAGCUGCAGUGUUUCCUGCAGCACGCAUGAAGGACAAAGAAAUGUUUGCUCAGCAAGUCAUUUCUGUUUAACUUAUACUGAAGUAAAAACACAUAAAUGUUCUUAUUGAGGCGGUACACAAAAACAACCAUUUUUGUUGCUAAAUUAAAAAAAAUAUGACUUUUUCUA
Oryzias melastigma (Indian medaka) is the source of this 2538-nucleotide messenger RNA. It is a transcript of the gene rfng, whose product is annotated as RFNG O-fucosylpeptide 3-beta-N-acetylglucosaminyltransferase. Gene Ontology annotation, cellular component: Golgi membrane. Gene Ontology annotation, biological process: pattern specification process; regulation of Notch signaling pathway. The transcript has 9 exons. Gene Ontology annotation, molecular function: O-fucosylpeptide 3-beta-N-acetylglucosaminyltransferase activity. NCBI's taxonomy places the organism in Eukaryota, Metazoa, Chordata, Actinopteri, Beloniformes, Adrianichthyidae. The record is from RefSeq and is a predicted model, not a curated record. The coding region runs from base 414 to 1541 and encodes 375 amino acids.